UCACAAGUCAGAGGGCAGUAAACAAACAACCUCUCCUAGUUAUAAAAUCACCGCGGUUUGUAAUGUGUGUCGUGCACUAUGCAGCCUCCAUUGAGCUCUAGUUGGUCCUGGUGUUUCCUCUUUCUCGUCAUAUCUGUCAACACAUACUAUGUUUCAUCUGCUCCAGAUUUCUCCGAUUACCUCCACAAGAUCCUGAAGAACCACACUGCCCAUGCUUGUGAUGGAGAGACGCUGUCCAUCAGAUGCCCCGCUAGAACAUCCAUCGCUGUCCUUUCUGCAUUUUAUGGACGCCGUGUUCCGAGUCAGUAUCUAUGUCCCCAUGCAAACCCAAAUCUGACAGCGGAAAGUACAGACUGUACAUCAACCACAGCCAUUCAGAAGGUGAUGUCUGAGUGCCAGGAUCAAAGGGUGUGUCAGAUACCUGUCGUAAGCCCUGUGUUUGGUGAAGACCCUUGCCCAGAAACCACCAAGUAUAUCAUUGUCACCUAUAAGUGUAAGCCAGAGCAUCAUCGUUCCAGAACAGUGUGUGAAAAUGAGAGACUGAAGCUGGCAUGUAAGAAUAACACGGUUCUGGCCAUCUAUUCAGCCACUUUUGGACACCUGGAGCAUGAGAACAACCUUGAGUGCCCCCAAGAGGCCAUCACAAUGCCUGACAUAGAGUGCUUGUCCCCGUCAGCUUUGAGAAGGGUGUCAAGGAAGUGUCACGGUAGGACAAACUGCUCUGUGAUUGCUGAUGCUCAGAGUUUUGGAGACCCCUGCUUCCCUGGCACCAGAAAGCACCUGCGUGUCUCCUUUACCUGUGUACCAAGGUAUCUACUGGAAGAUGUUGGACGUGGAAACCUAGAUCCUUUCUUGAUCUCUGACUAUACACAUGGUGGGUGGUACACUGGCCCCGGUGUGUCCAGGCCACAAAACAUUUUCACCAACUCUCUGGAAAUCUUUUCACAGAUCCAGGGUCUGCCUGAGAAGGUGGCUCUGUACUUUGUCUCUGGUAUAUGUGCCGGUUUGCUGUUCUUGAUGUGUUUGUUUGGUCUCAAAUCCACCUUGAUGAGGGAUCUGAAGGAUCUGGUCUCUGAGCUGGAUGAGCUUAAGAGCUCCCACAGGACACGAAGAGGACUUAUAGAUGAUUACGAUGAUGAUGAUGCCCCCCUGCCCUCUUCCUUUCGCCACCUCACACAUUCGUACAGAACAGCAGAUGUGUUUAACCCAGAGAUGGUUAUGACGGUGGUCAUGGACGACAAGAGAGAGGACAAACCAGAGAUUUCAAAUGGAGACAUUUGGCCCCACAUCAACUCCAGCCCUUAUGCCAUGCACAAUCUCAAGACAUCGUCCUCUUCUUGAAGUUGUUUUGUUUAUCUGAAUGAUGUUUUAUGUUUGUGUAAGAAUAGCAUUAUUGCGUUCAUUAAUCUAUUAAAACAAACAUUAAUAUAACUGUUUAACAUGAGUUAAACCCAUGGCAGCAAAUCUAUCACUAAAAAUGUGAUCUGAUUUCCCAGAUCUUAAGUGUGAACUGAGAAUUGCCAUUGUCAAUAUGUAAAAAUAUACUUUGCUACUUAUGUUUUCUGAGGAGACUUUAUUUGUGUACCUAUAUAUCCAUGAUUAAUGCACACUGUGGAGAUUGUAAUGAAUAUUAAAGGAGACAAAUCAUGAAAA
Messenger RNA from Misgurnus anguillicaudatus (oriental weatherfish), 1653 nucleotides. RefSeq names its product protein eva-1 homolog C. The record is from RefSeq and is a predicted model, not a curated record. Lineage: Eukaryota; Metazoa; Chordata; Actinopteri; Cypriniformes; Cobitidae. Gene Ontology annotation, molecular function: carbohydrate binding.